This is a messenger RNA of Stylonychia lemnae, 795 nucleotides long. The record is from the annotation of a GenBank genome assembly. Lineage: Eukaryota; Ciliophora; Spirotrichea; Sporadotrichida; Oxytrichidae.
AUGACAUCGAAAAGCAAAUGGAGGAUAAGAUACUCUAAUAUCAAGUAAAAUAAUGCAAGUUAAAUUCUCAUAAAGUAAAAAAUCAAAUAACAAGACAAGGAAAAGAUCUAGCCAAUCACUCUCUCGCUGAUUUAAAAAUACUCAUUCACGAGAAAAUUUAGACAAGAGCUUGACUCGCAAUCAGAUUCUAACUCUACUGUAGCUAGUGAGACAGCAUCUUAAUAAGAUGAUACUGAAUCAAUUCAUUCAGAGGCAUUGUCAACAUAACCUGAAAAUCAAAAGCUUGAUGUUUUAGAAUUGCCAGAAAACAUUCUAAUGCUGAAAGUAUUUGAAAAUCCAUUUUGUAAAGCUCAAACUGAUCACAGAAAACAAAUAGUUCUUCAUCUUGAAUAAUUGGAAGAGUUAGAUAGAAUUAAGGUAAUCUAAGCUGAGAGAUUAUCCUAUAAAGGUCUGAUAAAAUGUGAUGUAGACAAGUUACUUGAGAAAUAUAGAAAUGAUAGGCAAAUGAAAGAUGCUAAAGAAAGAAUGGAAUAAGAAAUGUAUUUGGAGUAUAUGGACGAGAUUGGAGUCCCCAGUUCUGAGAGAAUGAUGAAGAGUUUAGAUGAAUUCGCCAAGAUGGAUGAGUUCAAGUAACUGCACAAAUAAUUCCAGGAUAUUAUGAAAACCUAAAAGGAAAAAUCUGAUAUUUAGGAUAACAAAUCCGACUAGCUAAGGAAAGAUGUUGAGAAGCAGGUUGAUGAGGUAAUGAAAAGAUACAGCAGAUAAGGUUCAAGAAGAGAUGAGAGAAUGAAUUGA